This is a messenger RNA of Drosophila ficusphila, 1680 nucleotides long. Its product is annotated as serine protease 7-like. Gene Ontology annotation, biological process: proteolysis. Bases 340 to 1380 code for a protein of 346 amino acids. Lineage: Eukaryota; Metazoa; Arthropoda; Insecta; Diptera; Drosophilidae. The record is from RefSeq and is a predicted model, not a curated record. The transcript is spliced from 4 exons. Gene Ontology annotation, molecular function: serine-type endopeptidase activity.
AGGGGGCCCUGGACUGACUGAAGUUUAUAUCCUGGCCCGUGAUUAGCAUGCUAACUAUAUAUAGAUAUUAUAGAUUCCAGUUCAAAUUGAAUAGUUUUUGUAACAUCCUAUCACUUGAAGAACUCGUGGUCUGACUUUUUAUUUGGACCAGCGCACGACCUUCUCGGGUUAUAAGAGAAGAUAAGGAACGCGAUCGGAGAGGAGGUUCUUAGAGGAGUCAAGGUGUUGUAGAUCUCUGUCUGACAGCCACAUAGAAAGCUCGCAGCUGAUACCGAGAUAGUUUAUAAAGCCCGCCUUCAGUUAAUAGAACUAAGCUGAGAUUGAUCUAAGGCAGGAGCAAUGAAGGUAUUCGCUGUGGCUCUUCUGUGCCUGCAAGUCUUCUGCAACGCAAAUCAAACAAACCUGACCCCGUGCCAAAAUCCCAACCAUCGAGAUGGGUAUUGUAUAGACAUUGACCGGUGCAUGGCCUUAUCGUGGAAAAGCGAGGAAGCCAGAUCGCUAUCGGAGAGGAGGUUCAUAGAGAGAUCAAUUUGUCACCCCUACGACAACCCGAGACUUGUCUGCUGCACCAUGGAUACCGACUUCGUUUCCGAUCUGUCCGUUUGCGGAAAAAACUCUAACAUACGUUGCUAUAGCAAUGCCUGUCCUUCCGUCCGAGGAGAGUUUGCCUGGAUGGUUUUGCUGGAGUUCCUUGAAGAAGCGAAGAGAUGUGCGGGGAAUCUGAUCAACCACCAUUAUGUUUUGACGGCAGCCCAUUGUCUGGACGAACCGCCAGUCUCCGUAAUAUUGGGCAUUCAUCAUGUCAGAGAUGUUCGCAUAGUGCGAAGGGACAUCAAAGAGAUUAUAAUCCACGAACGCUGGAACCACGUUAGUUACGAUUACGAUAUUGCCCUCAUCCGUCUGAAGCGACGGGUUGCCUAUUCGCCAUGCAUCACACCUGUUUGUUUGCCUUCUUCUGUGCGUAGGACGUGGUUUGAUCCUGGCUACUGGUUAACCGCGGCAGGAUGGGGAGACACAGAACAUACCAUUCAGAAUCGCAAUGUUUUUAGCCGCACAAAGCUUAAAGCGCGAGUCAGCUACGUGGAUUGGGCUUGGUGUAAACAACAAUAUUCGAAAAAAAACAUAUCGUUGGCAACCAGUCAAAUGUGCGCUGGAGGAGAGGCUGACGCCUGCCAGGGAGACUCUGGUGGCCCUCUGAUGUCGUCGUUCUAUGAUGUAUGGGUCCUGGAGGGUAUCGUGUCCUAUGGACACCGGCACUGCGGGCAGACCGAAUGGCCAGGUAUCUACAUAAACGUUACUUUUUUCGAGAACUGGAUCAUGGAUCAGAUCAGUCCUAUAAGAGACAUGUUAAAGGACAUUGAAUCCAAACGUACUACCUAGAGGCCUAGAGGCUAGACAACAUGGAAGCUAUGACGAUUUUUCUAUUAAUUUUCCAUAUUUUCGACUAUUGUUCAUAUGGCAGCUUUAUGAUAUAGGUGUCCGAUUUUGACUAGUACAGACAGGCAGACAGACAGACUAGUAAAUUUAAAAAUACUAAUUUGAUUUUAAAGUUAAUAGAAGUGGCUGAUUUGGGUGAUAUAAUUUAAAAUAUCAUAUAAAUACUUCGUUUCAUGCAUACUCUUUAAUUUAAUCGAAUAAAGUAGUGCUAAUUGAAAAAGAAUAAUACUUCGACUUUUAGUA